This is a messenger RNA of Salvelinus sp. IW2-2015, 3146 nucleotides long. Its product is annotated as protein-L-isoaspartate O-methyltransferase domain-containing protein 1-like. Gene Ontology annotation, biological process: protein modification process. Gene Ontology annotation, cellular component: cytoplasm. Gene Ontology annotation, molecular function: protein-L-isoaspartate (D-aspartate) O-methyltransferase activity. Lineage: Eukaryota; Metazoa; Chordata; Actinopteri; Salmoniformes; Salmonidae. The record is from RefSeq and is a predicted model, not a curated record.
CGGAGAAGGUGGUGUAAACGACUGCAUUGCUGCUCAUCCCAAACUACAUAGCUAUUGGGACUGCGUUGAACCAUUUGACUCUGCGCUAUAACUCAAAGGACUAUGCAUUUCAGGGAUGGAUGAAUAAAACCAGAACAAACAUCUGCUCCUGUAACACAGUACUAUCAUACAAGGCCUAUCUUGAUAUGACAAUGGUGUGAAGUGGCCCUCAGGGAAGAAGAACACAAGUCCCUCAGGUGUCCCACUGUCCUCUUCAUCGCUCCAUGCCCCGCUAAGAAGACAACACAGUGUUCCACUUGUGGAAAGAAGAGUUUUGCACCCUCUUUUUGCUCUACCGUUUCUUUCUCGCCAUGGGGGGUGCAGUGAGCGCCGGGGAGGACAACGAUGAUCUGAUUGACAACCUGAAGGAGGCGCAGUACAUCCGUACAGGUCGCGUGGAGCAGGCCUUCAGGGCCAUAGACCGCGGGGACUACUACCUGGAUGGCUACAGGGACAAUGCCUAUAAGGACCUGGCGUGGAAGCAUGGCAACAUCCACCUUUCUGCCCCCUGUAUCUACUCUGAGGUGAUGGAGGCUCUGAAGCUCCAGCAGGGACUGUCCUUCCUCAAUCUGGGCAGUGGGACUGGAUACCUCAGCACCAUGGUGGGACUCAUAAUAGGUCCAUUUGGUGUGAACCAUGGAGUGGAGCUCCAUACGGAUGUGGUGGAAUACGCCAAGGAGAAACUAGAUGACUUCAUCAAGAAUAGUGACAGCUUUGAUAAGUUUGAGUUCUGUGAACCCAUCUUUGUGGUGGGCAACUGUCUGGAGAUCUCGUCAGACAGCCACCAAUACGAUCGUAUCUACUGUGGUGCGGGGGUGCAGAAGGAUCAUGAAAAUUACAUGAAAAUCCUGCUCAAAGUUGGGGGUAUUCUAGUGAUGCCUAUAGAGGAUCAGCUGAUACAGAUCACCAGGACUGGUCAGUGUUCCUGGGAGAGUAAGAAUAUCCUGGCCGUGUCAUUCGCUCCUCUGGUCCAGCAGAACAGAGCUGAGGGAAGCAAGCCUGAUGCUGUAGAGCUCCCCCCAGUGACAGUCAGGAGCCUUCAGGACCUGUCUCGCGUCUACAUCCGCCGCAACCUCCGAGAUCUGACCAAUGAAGAAUGUCCUGACAAAGGUCUGGUGCAGAGGGCGCCCCAGAAACGCAGGCGCAGGCGUUGCCGGCUGCGACGCAUUAACACGUACGUCUUUGUGGGUAACCAGCUGAUCCCCCAAGCCAUGGAGAGCGAGGAGGAUGAACGGAUUGACCAGGAGCAGCACAAGGAGGACCAGGAGCAGCAAGAGGCGCAGGAGAAGGAGCAGCAGGAGAAGGAGCAGGAGGAAGAGGAGGAGGAGAGAGACAUUGGCAGCGUUGAGAUACUAAAGGCAGUGAAUGUGCUAAGAGACAAAAUCAUGACUUUACCUCUGCCUGAAUCGCUGAAGACCUAUCUGUUAUACUACAGAGAAAAAUGACUGACUGCUCAACCUGCUGGCAUCCGUUCUCAUGGAUACCAUGCCUGCUGAGAUGCUUUUCUUCAUUCUCCUGUUUUCUCUUUUUUCAGUACUGAAUGAUGUAGUAUUCUUUUUUUCUUCAAUAUGAACAUGGAAUGGACACUGAGACUUCCUGGGUCGUCAUGGAUCAUUUUCUAUAGUUACUAUGAUAUGGUUAUGUUAGUUUUUAUGUUAUCGAUUGUUUUUUGAAUUUGUAUAUCAAAGAUUUAUUUAAAAGCCUACUGAAUGGAAAAUCCUUUUCAAAUAUGGUAUUUUGAGGAUGUAGAUUGUAUCACAUGUUAAUAUUCUAGCAAAUUGUCACAAAAUGAAAUUGUAUAAAGUAAAAUGCUACCUAUAUUUGAUAACAAUAUGAUAAUAUAAAAAUCCAGAUUUUUACUGCACAUUUUUCUAGAAGCAUUAUGCACUUGAUAUUACUGAAUUAAGAUUUACAAUUGCUGAAUAGAAGAACCAGAGACCAAAAAAAAUGCAUGUACACUUCCUAUUUGAAUCGACGACUAUUAUGGAACAUUUUAUGAAACAUUUCCUCAUGAAUCAUUGAAGGGGCAAUUCUUUCAUUGUUCUUUCCUCACACUGUUAUGUUUGAGUAGAGGGAUUGUAAUGCUGUGUGACGAUGAGAGAUCAAUGGGAGAUUGGUUUGUCAUUUAUUUUUUACCGCGUUUUUAAAUCUCUGAAGUAUUUCUUUAGAAUGGUUUUAUCCUCUUGCUUUCUCUCACUUUGCUAUUAAGUAAUAGGCAUUUUAACUUGGUGAGACAUUUUUAUUGCCUUGAAUGUUUCGUACGCCAGACUUAUUUUAACCUCUUUUUUUUGUUGACGUGCAAAGGGUUUGCAGUUAUCAUACCAGCAGUUAGGCUAACGGGGAAUCUGAUGAAUUAAGAUCUUUCUAAUGGUGAAUGAAAACGGCCUUGUCUCAUAUUGAUUCUGGGUUCAAGAAAUUUUUCCCCCACACAUCAUCUCCAGCUCUUUAUCUAGACCUUGAAGCACUUACAGUACGGCAACACUCAAGACCCAUAAAGUCACGGGUAUACGAUUCAUAUAAUAAUAAUAAUACUCCUGUACUGCAGUGGUGGCUGAUGUCACUUCAAACAGGAGGGCAGGCUCAUAGUAAUGUUUGGAAUGAAACAGUAUCUAACCGGAGGACAGGCUCAUAGUAAUGUUUGGAAUGGAACAGUAUCUAACAGGAGGACAGGCUCAUAGUAAUGUUUGGAAUGGAGCAGUAUCAAAGGAGGACAGGCUCAUAGUAAUGUUUGGAAUGGAACAGUAUUAACAGGAGGACAGGCUCAUAGUAAUGUUUGGAAUGGAGCAGUAUCUAACAGGAGGACAGGCUCAUAGUAAUGUUUGGAAUGGAACAGUUCAUUAACAGGAGGACAGGCUCAUAGUAAUGUUUGGAAUGGAACAGUAUCUAACAGGAGGACAGGCUCAUAGUAAUGUUUGGAAUGACAGUAUCUAACAGGAGGACAGGCUCAUAGUAAUGUUUGGAAUGGAACAGUAUCUAACAGGAGGACAGGCUCAUAGUAAUGUUUGGAAUGGAGCAGUAUCUAACACAUUGAAUUUAAUUUAUUUUGGGUAACAGACAUAUACAACAAAAUGCACAAUGUGGACCCAGAMMAUAUCACUUGAAAGUAU